UCUUUUCCCAGCAUUAGUCGCUUCGAUCAUCUCAUCCCAAUCACACAUUGGCUCCCCAAAAAGUGUUUGAGCCACACGAUCUAUAAGAACGCAAAUUUAUCUAUUUCCUUUAUCCUGUUAUCAGGUUCGGAAAUUACUAAUAGCAUCCUGAUCGUGUCGAAACGUAAUCAAUCAUGAUAAGCCAAACGAUCCUGUGGUGUGCUUUGGUAGGAAGUGUUUUAUCGGCCCGUUUGGAUAACCUAUAUGGAGCUCCAGCUCCACCUGGUGCUAGCCGAGGCAGUGGAGGUGAUGGAAAUUUCCUGAACACUCCCCGGCAGGAUAAUAACCAAUUCGGUGGAGCUCCCUCGAAUCAAUAUCUGCCUCCCACUGGCCAGGCCAGCAACCAGGGUGGAUAUCCUUCGGUGGCUCCUCUUGGUGGAGGCCAGGGUCAAGGCCAGUUUGGAUACAAUCCCCAGCAGUCACAGCCACAACAGCCACAAUCUUACAGUGGAGUCGGUGCAAACCAACCCGGAGGUGGAUUCCAGGGAGGCUUCCAGCAACCACGUACCACCCCCAUCCCGAUUCUGCGAUAUGAAAACGUGAACAACGGUGAUGGAAGCUAUCGCUUCGAUUACGCCACCGGUAAUGGCAUCCAGCACCAGGAAGAGGGCUACAAUCGUAAAAUUGGACCCGAGCUGGGAGAACAGAUCGUUUCCGGAGGAUAUUCCUAUACCGGACCAGAUGGCAAAUUGUACAGCGUUCAAUACAAGGCUGAUGCUGGUGGUUUCCAACCAGUCGGAGAUCAUCUACCUACUCCACCAACACUGCCACAGGAGCUGCAGGAAGCUUACGAUCUGCACGCCAAAUUGUUCGCUGAAGCUGCUGCUCGACCAAAGAAUCCUGCUUUCCAGGGACCACAGACAUAUAACCAACAACAGCCAAACCAACAGUACGGAGCUCCACAGCCUCAAUAUCAAGCCCCGAGCCAGCAGUAUGGAGCCCCUCAGCAGCAACCGCAGUAUCAGACACCUCAGCAAAAGCCGCAGUACCAGACACCUCAGCAACAGCCACAGUACCAGUCACCUCAGCAACAGCCGCAGUACCAGGCACCUCAGCAACAGCCGCAGUACCAGGCACCACAGCAACAGUUCCAAAACACUGCCACUCCAGUCCAAGGCUACCAGUCGGCUCCAUCGAACCAGUACCUGCCACCUACAAGCAGACAACAAAGCUUCAAUCCCCAAUCUGGAUACCGGUACUAAGCUCUCUCAUUGACUCCAAACCAACGGACCUGCCUGCCCAACACAUUCACGUGUACCUCAUGACCCACCUCGAAGCGCCAUAAGCCCAAAUCGCACUAACAAAAAAAAAAAUCUAUCGAGGUGACCAGACCGCAAAACUGGAACACACAUUACUUCGACAAUACAACAAUAGAACAAUUUGCAACGGUGAUGCGUUAUCGAUGCGGUAAAUUAGCAACGAUCCAAAAUGAAAAUCUGCCUUCACUGCAAUUGGCCUCGGGCGACCGUGUCAGAACGCAUCAUCGAUCGCAGAACGCACCGAACAAUAGGACAAAGAAUACCGCACUAUUGCCAACCAAUGCUGCCCCUUUGGUUGAAUAGGCGGUGCUGCUAGACUUUAUGAUAGGAUCGUAACAAGUGUAACAUUAAUUUUCUAACCGGCAAUGAAUCAUAGUGUAGACGUAUAAGCGCAAUGAGAUGAAAUCAAUAAAAAGCGAAACCAGUGAAAUGGUGGUGUGUCUAUUUGUC
Ochlerotatus camptorhynchus is the source of this 1748-nucleotide messenger RNA. Its product is annotated as pupal cuticle protein 36a-like. The transcript has 4 exons. NCBI's taxonomy places the organism in Eukaryota, Metazoa, Arthropoda, Insecta, Diptera, Culicidae. Bases 174 to 1241 code for a protein of 355 amino acids. The record is from RefSeq and is a predicted model, not a curated record.